Messenger RNA from Mesorhabditis belari, 285 nucleotides. The record is from the annotation of a GenBank genome assembly. NCBI's taxonomy places the organism in Eukaryota, Metazoa, Nematoda, Chromadorea, Rhabditida, Rhabditidae.
AUGGCCAAUUACUUAAAUCCAAAUGAUGACACGGUUUAUAAAGCUUUUCAAAAAGUCGAUGCCGAAUAUUUGCAAAGAAUACCAUCGGUUCCGACAACUCUUGGCGAUGAAUUUACGUGGAAUCCUUUUCUUCGAACAUCUCAACUAACUGAUGGAGGUUCAAUUAAAAUGAGAGCUGAGAAAUUGAGUGAACUACGGAAAAUCAAAGAAGCUUAUAUGGAAAAUCGAAGGACUUUUGACGAAGAAGCUACUGAAAAAAGACGGGAAAACAUUGAUAUCAAGGGU